CGCGGGCAGCCGGGGAGGGGGAUCGUGCGAUCGCGAGUGACGGGCGCCGAGCGUGGGCGUGUGCGCGGGAGGGCGCGCGUGGUGCCCCGCGCGGGGCAGCGCAGGGCCUGCGGGGGCUGCUGUGAUGCGGGAGGGGCGUGCGGACCCUGAGCUGGCUCUGCUGCGGCUGAGUGUCGCCGAGCCCAGUGGCCUGCUGCUUCCUGCGUCUUCUCCCCUCCCGGCCCCGGGGGCUGCCGCAGAGCGGUGGGCACAGCAGCGGGUCGUACCGUUAUCCCAAAGAAGGACCGCAAGGAGGAUGAGAGUACUAUUGCGGCGCGUCUGAAAGUCAAGGGAGAGGAAGCAUGAGGAAGAUUGACCGGUUUUGUAAUUCUAAAAACAUGGUCCACGGAUCGGUGACGUUCGCGGACGUGGCCGUCAGCUUCUCUCAGGAGGAGUGGGCGUGUCUCAGCCCCGCUCAGAAGGCCUUGUACCGCGAUGUGAUGUUGGACAACUACAGCCACCUGGCCUCACUCGGAGGAAGUUCCAUUUCUAAGCCAGAUGUCAUUACCCUCCUGGAGCAGGAGAAAGAGCCGUGGAUGGGUGUGAGGAAAGAAACAGGCGGACGGAACCCAGAUUUGCAGUCAAACUCUGGAGCUGACAAGUCAUCUACAGAAAAUGAUAUUUAUGAAAUAAAUUUGCCCAAACAGAGUGUAAAGGAAAUAAGUAAAACUCCUGGCCUCAAGGCCUCCAGUUUUAGAAAUGAUUCAAAACACAGAAGUAAAUUUGAGGGACCACAGGGACAUCAAGAGGGACAUGUCAAUCAAAAGAUAAUCAGCCAGGAAAAAAUGCCCACUUACACUCGCCGCACUUCUCUUAUUCACAAUACAGAUAAACCAUAUGAAUGUAAGGAGUGUGGGAAGUUCUUUAGUCGUGGUUCAAGUCUUAUUCAGCAUCAGAGUAUUCAUACUGGAGAGAAACCCUUUGAAUGUAAGGACUGUGGGAAGACCUUUAGGCUUUAUCUGCAACUUACUCGACAUCAGAAAUUUCAUACUGGUGAGAAACCCUUUAAAUGUAAGGAAUGUGGGAAAGGUUUUAAUUUUCCCACUCUACUUAAUCGCCAUAAGAGCAUUCACACAGGUGAGAAACCAUUUGAAUGUAAAGAAUGUGGGAAAUCCUUUAAUCGUAGCUCAAACCUUGUUCAACACCAGAGUAUUCAUGCUGGUAUGAAACCAUAUGAAUGUAAGGAAUGUGGGAAAGGCUUUAAUCGUGGUUCCAAUCUUGUUAAGCAUCAGAAAAUUCAUUCUAGUGAGAAACCCUUUGUGUGUAAGGAGUGUGGGAAGGGCUUUAAUUAUCAUUACCAACUUAUUGAACACGGCCGAAUUCAUACUGGCAAGAAACCCUUUGAAUGUAAAGAUUGUGGGAAGGCCUUUAGUCUUCUGAUACAGUUUGCUCGACAUCAGAACAUUCAUACUGGUGAGAAACCAUUUGAAUGUAAGGAAUGUGGGAAGGUCUUCAAUCGUGGCUCGAAUCUUAUUCAACAUCAGACUAUUCAUACUGGUGAGAAACCCUAUGAAUGUAAGGACUGUGGAAAGGCUUUUAGACUUCACCUACAGCUUUCUCGGCAUCAGAAAAUUCAUACUGCUCAGAAAUCCUUUGAAUGUAAGGAAUGUGGGAUAGCCUUCAGACAUCAGUACCAACUUAUUGAACAUCAGCGAAUACAUACAGGUGUGAAACCUUACGAAUGUAAGGAAUGUGGGAAAUGCUUUCGUCGUCGUUCAAACCUUAUUCAGCAUCGGAGCGUUCAUACUGGAAAGAAACCCUUUGAAUGUAAAGAAUGUGGGAAGACCUUUAGACUUCGUAUACAACUUAUUCGGCAUCAGAUAUUUCAUACUGGUGAGAAGCCUUUUGAAUGUAAGGAAUGUGGAAAAGCCUUUAGUCUUCCUACCCAGCUUAAUCGCCACAAGAAGAUUCAUACAGGGGAGAAACCAUUUGAAUGUAAAGAUUGUGGGAAGUCCUUUAAUCGUGAGUCAAACCUCGUUCAACAUCAGAGCAUUCAUGCUGGUCUGAAACCAUAUGAAUGUAAGCAGUGUGGGAAAGGCUUUAAUCGUGGUUCAAACCUUAUUCAGCAUCAGAAAAUUCAUUCUAGUGAGAAACCCUUUGUAUGUAAGGAGUGUGGGAAGGCCUUUAGAUAUCAUUACCGACUUAUUGAACAUCGUAGAAUGCAUACCGGUGAGAAACCCUUUGAAUGUAAGGAAUGUGGAAAGGCCUUUAGUCUUCUGACACAGUUUACUCGACAUCAGAACAUUCAUAGUGGUGAGAAGACAUUUGCGUGUAAGGAAUGUGGGAAGACCUUCAAUCGUGGCUCGAAUCUUAUUCAACAUCAGACUAUUCAUACUGGUGAGAAACCCUAUGAAUGUAAGGACUGUGGAAAGGCUUUUAGACUUCACCUACAGCUUUCUCGGCAUCAGAAAACUCAUACUGGUGAGAAACCCUUUGAAUGUAAGGAAUGUGGGAUAGCUUUCAGACAUCAGUACCAACUUAUUGAACAUCAGCGAAUACAUACAGGUGUGAAGCCAUGUGAAUGCAAGGAAUGUGGAAAGGGCUUUAGUCAUGCUACAGACCUUAGAGUACAUCAGAGAAUUCAUACUGGUGAGAAACCCUUUGAAUGUAAGGAAUGUGGGAAGGCCUUUCGACAUCAUUACCAGUUUCUUGGGCAUUACAGAAUUCAUACUGGUGACAACCCCUAUGAAUGUAAGGAAUGUGGGAAAUGCUUCACUCGUGGUAGAGACCUUAGAAUACAUCAGAGAAUUCAUACAGGUGAGAAACCAUAUCAAUGUGAAGAAUGUGGGAAGGCCUUUAGUCGUAGCUCAAACCUUAUUCAACAUAUUAAAAUUCAUACUGGUAAGAAACCCUAUGAUUGUAAAGAAUGUGAAAAGGCCUUUAGCAGUAAUUAUGAACUGACUGUGCAUCAGAGAAUUCAUACUGGUGAGAAACCUUAUGAAUGUAAGGAAUGUGGGAAAACUUUUAGACUUAGCUCAGUCUUUACUGCACAUCAGAGAAUUCAUACGGGUUUGAAACCCUAUAAGUGUAAAGAAUGUGGAAAGACCUUUAGCUGUAGCUCAAACCUUGUUCAACAUGAGAGAAUUCAUACUGGUGAGAAACCUUAUGAAUGUAAGGAAUGUGGGAAAACUUUUAGACUUAGUUCAGUGUUUAUUGCCCAUCACAGAAUUCAUACAGGUCUGAAACCCUAUGAAUGUAAAGAAUGUGGGAAAGCUUUUACUGUGAAUGGUCAGCUUACUCGACAUCAGAAAAUUCAUAAUCACCAGAAGUCCUAUGAAUAUAAGGAAUGUGGGCAAACCUUAACUGGGUGUGAACAGUUGACUCAACAACAGAGAAUGCAUACUGGGGAGAAAUCCCGUGAGUAUAAAAGAAUGCGGGGAGACCUUUCAUCAUGGUCUGAGAUUGGCUCUGACAGCACAGUAUGUGUACUGGUGAGAAACUCUGAGUGUAAGUAACGUGGGAAUAUUUGUAGUCACAGUAAACACCUUAGUGUUCAGAGAGGCCUUCUGAUGAGAAAGUCUUUGAAUGUAAGGAAUAUGGGGUAGCCUUCGUCUUCACAAUUUACUAACCAUAAAAGAUAUUUUACUAGAUGUGUUAACUUCAUAAACUAGAGAAAAACUCUUACUGGAACAAAUGUAAGAAAAUGUCUACCUGAGGCACAUACUUUAUCAUCAUUGCCAUUUCACUACCUGUGUGACAUCGGGCUGGAUGCUUAUCUUUUUGCAUCCUUUGUAAUGGCAACACUAGGUAGUGUUGUUGUACAAUUAUGGGAAUAAAUGUGUUAUAGUACAUAUUAAAUCCUUGAAAGAGUAUUUGGCACAUGCCUGUGCUCAUAAAGAAUAGCUUUACGUUGUUUCAUUAGCAUUACUGCUAUUGAUGUGAGAGGAAAUUGGAUUAUUACAAAUAAUUUAGAAAAGCCUCAUCCAUUCAUCCAUUUUUUAAUUUUAAAUAACUUCUGGAUAAAAUCUAGUAGGAUGUAAAGAACAGAAGAGAAUUUUCAUGAAGAGCUCAUUCCUUAAGUUAUGUCAGAAAGUUAAUGCUGGAAGAAACCCUGUGGGUUUAAUGAGUGUGGAGGUGUUGAAAAUACAGUUGUUGAAGAAUCAGGGGGAGUUUUUGAAGCAAUUUCUCUAUAAAAAUUUCAAUAGGCAGAAAAACAUAUAAUUGAUGUUCUCUGUCCAGAAGUUGAGAUCAAUCAGAUAUUCACAAAAGAAUAGCAAAAUUAAAACUAUCCACUUAUGUAUUAUCCAACUCUUUAUCAUGAAAAUUUUUACACAUAUGGCAAAGUUGAAACUAUAAAUAAAUAUCCAUACACCCUACCUAGAUUCAAAGUUAUUAACAAUUUCGCAUGUUUAUUUUUCUGUGUAUUUUUUGUUGUACCAUUGAGAACAUGUUUUAGACACCAUGAUUCUUUACCCCUUAUCGCAUCAGUAUGUGUCUCCCAAACAUAAAGGCAGGCUCUUCUGUAGCCAUGGUACCAUAAUUACCCUUAAGGAAAUCAUUCAUAAUUCCACAGUAUCUAUCUUAUAUUCACAUUUCUUUAUUGGCCUCUCAAAUGCUUUUUACAGCUGUUUCUUUUCUUAGGAGAAUGCAUUCCAGAUUCUGCACUGUAUUUGGUUGUUAGCUCUCUUUAGUCUCUUUUAGUCUGGAACAGUGACUCAAAUUUUCUUAGGUGUCAGAGUCACCUGUGGAACUUGGUAAAAAUAAGCUCGGGCCCUGUCCUGCCGUCCUUCACUGAGCCGGGGCCUCUGUGUUCUGUACCAGUUCUUUAGGUGAUUCGGAUAUGCACCACAGAGAGCCACUGGUCUAGAACAUUCUCUCUUUUUUUGAUGUUGACUUGAGAAGUCUAGGAAAAUUGUCUGCCAGGUGUUUGAUUUUUUGUUUCUUUCUAGUGUCAUUUAGCCUUGCUCUAUCCUUUAUAGAGCAAGUUAGGUCUAGCGGCUCCAUUAUGUUCAGAUUAAAUGUAUUUUGAGGGAAGAAUACUUUGUAAUGUUUGUAUGUCACAGCAUGUCAGAAAACAUAUAAGGGCAGGUUGUCACUUUGUUGGUGAAACUGAGUUUGAUCAUUUAGGUAAGAUGCUGGCUUUCAGAUCCCUGUUGUCAAGCUCUAGUUUGCAGCUGGUAAGUAAUUUGUGUGGAGAGUUUGUCACCUCUUUGGAAAUUUAUAAUCAUGUGUAUUUAAAUCCUGGAUCAAACGGAAAAUAAAAAUUGAAAUAGACAAUUCAGGAAUGAACGACAUUAAGAUGUCAACAUAAUUGAACUUGUGGGAUGUGAGUGAAGCCGC
This is a messenger RNA of Equus quagga, 5319 nucleotides long. RefSeq names its product zinc finger protein 780A-like. Lineage: Eukaryota; Metazoa; Chordata; Mammalia; Perissodactyla; Equidae. Gene Ontology annotation, molecular function: DNA-binding transcription repressor activity, RNA polymerase II-specific. The transcript has 6 exons. The coding region runs from base 342 to 3494 and encodes 1050 amino acids. Gene Ontology annotation, biological process: negative regulation of transcription by RNA polymerase II. The record is from RefSeq and is a predicted model, not a curated record.